Messenger RNA from Plasmodium inui San Antonio 1, 3354 nucleotides. RefSeq lists its product as hypothetical. The transcript is spliced from 2 exons. NCBI's taxonomy places the organism in Eukaryota, Apicomplexa, Aconoidasida, Haemosporida, Plasmodiidae. The record is from RefSeq and is a predicted model, not a curated record. The coding region runs from base 1 to 3354 and encodes 1117 amino acids.
AUGGAGACUUCUCUAUGCGAAGAGGCAGAAGUGGUGAAGAGUCCGAGGCAAAUCAUCUUCCUUUAUGAAGACGUGGUCCAAGAAUUGAAAGCUCCAAAGAUCCGAUUACACGAAUCGGUUACCCCACCGAAAGGGAGAAACAAUGAUGGGGACAAAGAAAAUUAUAAAAAUAGUUGUGAUCGAUAUGAGGGAAGCAGUCCAUUCUUCUCGACAAGGAAAGACAACAAACUAGACGAGGAGGAAAAAGAGAAUGAAAGGUUACUUAACACAGAUAUAUUAAACGAUACUGUGUGUAGUUCGCGUGGGAGGUACCCAUUUGAAAGGGGGAAUGAUUCCAAGGUAGAGACUCAAGAGGAGGGUGAACUUCUACAUCAUCCAAGCAGCAACGUCACGUUUUCUAAUGAGUGCCUUCAUAAAUCGCCCAUGAUUGGAGAAGGGUCAAAUGAGGACAUUUCCCCGACGCACGAAAUGGAGAAUGUCGAUCCUUACACAAAGGAAGAAGCGGCCAAACGGCACAUGAGUGAACAAAUCCGUGGCGUUAUUUUCACAUGUGAUAGUGGAGACUCGAGCGGUAGUUUUAUCGAAGAGAAUGAAGAAGACUCACUGGAGAAAGAGAAGACGGUUAUGAUUCCUUCCAAUUGUGAAUCCUCCUCUCCGGAGGAGGAUCCAGAUGUAUCAAAUAGUAUCUGUUCAUCUGGGUCAAGAAGCAGAUAUCCACGUACAAGCAACUUCGACGGAAGAACUGUGGGGAAGGAGGAACAGCUGCGUGGGCAACCACCGGAGGGGACCCCUCCCAGUUUGUCUAUCUCUCCAACGGAGGGAAGUAACCAUGCGGGGAAAAUCCAACCGAGUGAGCCGAAAAAAAUCCCCGAUAAAGACAAAACGUCCGACUCGUCCUCUGAUAAUUUCGCAGACUUAAACCUAUCCGACAGCUCGCUCGGUUCCAAAAAGGAGGUAGUGUUUCCCCUGUCACGGGGUAAUGAGCGGCUGUUUAAAAUAGAGCACCAGAAGAAAGAACAUUCUUCAGAUGCACCGCAGGAUUGGCUUAAGAAGUGGCAGACUUGUCUCCAUCUUCCCAACAUGAGCAACGAACUCCUGUCACACAUGUUGGGAGAGUUACCUAGGGGGUGCCACCUUGGGCAAGACAAACCGGAACGGGAAUCCGAACCGGAGCGCGAACCAGAAUGCGAAAACGAGCGCAGUGUAAGGAACCAUUUAAUUGCAAACCCCCACGUUGAGAUCUCCAAACGUGGAAACGCUCGGAAUACCAACACCAAUAUUUACAGUGAACAAAUGAAAGAGGCAUCUUCUUGCUGCUCACAGGGGAGGGCAUUUUUUUACAACCCUGGCCUGGGGAAGAGGAAAAAAAAAAAAAGAAAAAAAAAAGUCAGGAAAAAUGGACCAAUCGUUGGAGACAUAGAAAGUGCAGCACAUGGAGGAUGUUGCGAUUAUGCUAACCCGCGCGAAGUGACCUGGGGCACACGCCGGAAUAGCCACUCGUUCGGCACUUCCAACUAUGAAGACGUCCCAUCGAGUAGUAACAUGACGACGACCUGCAUUUGCAAUCACAAGGUUGGAAAAAGAAUGAACGCCACUUCCAUUCCUAGACGUCGCCACAUGCCCAAUUGCAACCACUCCAAAUUGUAUGACCUGUUCAGGCGAAAUAACAGAGCACUGUCGGAGGUUUCUUUUAACGUUGUGACAGACUCAUGCGGGAAUGACUUUCACAGGAGAGGUAGAAACCAGUUACAGAUGAACAAAAUGGUGGCAAGUGGCGAGAAAGGGCAGCCCAGAUGUUGUCCCCACUCUUUGGCACAUACAAAUUGGUGUCACACUCUCCAUACGAUAGGUGAAUUACUUUGUAAUGAAGGGAGAUGGGGUCUCCCUUUGGAUGGCAAACAUGUGAACCAGAGAAAGAUAUGCUCACGAAGGGAUCGCUACAGUCACCCCUGCACCAAUGACGACAAAGGUUCCUGUAGGAACUGCAAUGAUGAUGAAACGAACAUACAAGACAGCAUGUCCGUUUUGGAAGAGAAGUAUGCCACCAUCGACGGGAGUACGGAGACGAUACGGAACGGUGUAAGCUGCGGGGGGGAGAUGGAGAGUGCCUUUAAGGAAAGCACCCAGAUGGAGAGUGACUUUAAGGACAACAGCCAAAUGGACGUCCCCUUUAAGAACAGCACCAAGAUGAAUUUCCCCUUUGAAAUGUCCUAUCACGACUGUGCCUCCACGCGGAAGGGCAUCAAUAUGUACCCCCUUGGGCCUCCCGCUCAGGAUGGCAAACAGAACAGCUGCUUUGGAAAAAGAUGGGAUGAGCGUCUUUCCGACAACCGCCUAUAUGACGAGGCGUGCAAAGUUGUGAAUUCUCGGAAUGUGCAGGACAACCAGCUACCGGCGAACUAUAUAGACGUCCACGCGAGCCCCGAGUGGGUGCGCGGCAGCUUCCUUCAUUGCGCUGGCGGAAGUGGUGACAGGAAGACACAGAAAGAGCACUGCAAGGAAAAAUGGAUUAUAAGUUCGAACAGUGAAGCAGAGAAGUUCAAUGAUGUACCAUCGCGCGAAGAGGACCCUAUGGGGGACGAAAGAAAGACGAUCCAGAGAGUCGCACCUGGAGAGAGGAGUCACCUGUUUCGCGAGGCCAACAAGUUUGACAACUCGAAUGGAAGCGAAAAGAGCCGCGGACUAUAUCGUGUGUCCAGCAAGGAUGAUGAAAACUGCGUCUUCCCCUUGGGGGAGGGAAACAACCUCGAAGGAGUCACCAUGGGCAGCACCACCAGUGUGAAAAGUGAAGACGGUAACGUUGAUGGUCCCAUCCAGGAGAGUAGCAGGGAUUACCAUUGUCAGCCAAGUGCAGACGGAAGCAACCCGAAGGACGCGCCACCCGACCGGAAGAAGAAAAACGAGAAGAAUAGCAGCAGCCAAAAAGACUUCAGUGGGACAAAGAAGCAGAAAAGAAAAAAGAAGAAAAAAAAAAUACUCAAUGUGCAAAAGUACUACGAAAGCAAUUCUUCCAACCUGUUCUGGAGUGACCUUCGAAAUUUGAGCAUGCCGCACGUGGAACAACUUACUGAGGUGGAGCAAUUGACUGAGGUGGCAGAGCUCACUGAAGUGGCGGAACUUACUCGUUCGAUGCACACAGGUGGAGCUAGCCGAGACGAUAUGUCCAUUCGGGAGGACAACCCGUAUGACAACGUGAAUUUACAGAGCACGCAUAUAAAAAGGUACGAGCUACGGACAAAAAGAAAAGUUAAAUAUGCUUGGCCAUCCAUAAUUAAGAAGCUACGGAGAGACGACUCGCGCUUAGUGUAUGAUCCCUUUUUGUACAAUAGCACAUGGCGGAUAAAAAAGGCUUGA